Molecule: messenger RNA, 4188 nt
Organism: Cyprinodon tularosa
Lineage: Eukaryota; Metazoa; Chordata; Actinopteri; Cyprinodontiformes; Cyprinodontidae
Product: phosphatidylinositol 4,5-bisphosphate 3-kinase catalytic subunit gamma isoform
Exons: 13
Coding region: 171-3461 (1096 amino acids)
Biological process (GO): phosphatidylinositol 3-kinase/protein kinase B signal transduction; phosphatidylinositol-3-phosphate biosynthetic process; cell migration
Cellular component (GO): cytoplasm; phosphatidylinositol 3-kinase complex, class IA; plasma membrane
Molecular function (GO): 1-phosphatidylinositol-4-phosphate 3-kinase activity; 1-phosphatidylinositol-3-kinase activity
Source: RefSeq, a predicted model, not a curated record
AUCGAUAGCAGCGAAACCUCGCUGUCUUUACUGUCAUUAGGAUUCCAUUGCUUAGAGAACGAGGAAGUAAAGUGUGUUUUGAUGUCAGUAAAUGAUUUGUCAGCAUCUACCUCUAAGCCAUAGAAUGAGGAAGUCCCGAAGCAGCCAUAAACAGGUUUUCUCAGACAGGAAUGGCCGCUGCAGUCUACCUGAACCGAACAGUUCCUCCACCACAAUCAAUGGAGCCCCAAACUGAAAUGAGGACUCAAAGCAGCUCUGAGAACAACCUGAAGUUUAUCUGUGAGUUCAGACCUGGGACCAGUCCUGAUGAAGACCACGGAACCAGCAGGAACUAUGAGUCCGUGUCCGUCAUCCUACCAGCUCAAUGCAACAUCUGCCAGCUGAGACUCCGCAUUUGCAUGCAGGCGCAGCAACAAAGCUGCCAUCCAGAUCCGUUUGCAAUACUGGAUCCAGAGAAAUACCUGCUGCUGUAUGCCAGAGGGGGGGACUGGUAUGAAGCCCUUGAUGACUGUCAGAUCCUGCGGACGCUAGACAUCCCAUGGUCACUAGAGGACUCUCGGUGUUUAGUUGCACACAUAGUUGCCAAGCCGCGGGUUGCUGGUGAUUCAGAACAGAAGAAAAGACAACAGCAGACUUUGAAAUACCUGAUUGGACAUGACCUGGAGCAGGAGGCCUCAGACAGACUGGGGGAACUUACCUUCACCCGCAGGAAGCUGGCGUCUCCUCGAAGGGUGGAGCUGAAGAAUCGCCAUGACGUGAUGUACGCCACAGAGCCCUGGGUUACACAGGCCCCCGUUCCCAGUGAGCUGGAGGAAUGGUUGAACAGGAAGCUUCCUGUCACCCUCCACUACAUGAGCAAGAUCAGCUUCAGCAUACUGGUUGAUCUGAAGGCCACUCCGGACGUCCUCCUUCAGGUGUUUAGAAGGGUUAUGGAGGAACAAGGGGUAGAAUACGACUUUUCUGAAGAGCUGGUGUUGAAGGUUUCAGGGAGGGAGGAGUUCCUGUCGGGGGAAAACAGCCUCAUUGAUUUCCUUUGGGUUCGUCAGUGUUUGAAAGCCAGUCAGGACCUCCACCUUUCUGUGGUCCCCGUCUCCAACCUCCCUCCAGAUUCCGUCCGAUUUGUCGACUGGCCGCUGGUUGAUGGUUUUAGUGGUCAGUUUAGCGCCCAUGAGGAUCUUAGUCUCCAUGGGAAGGAUCUGGAUGACAUCUUCAUGAUAUCUCUGUUGGACUGCAACAGAAAGCUCCGAGUCAAACUGCUUGGCUUUGAUAUCCCACAGCUGCCGAGCAAGCCCCCCCAGUCUGUCUUUGUGGAGGCGUCCAUCCUUUAUGGGGGCAAAGUGCUCAGUUCAGUUUGCUCCCCCUCCAAGCCUUUUGCAGAUGAAGUGCUUUGGAAUGAGUGGCUGGAUUUUGAUAUUCUGCUGCGGGACCUGCCUCGUGGAGUCAAGCUGAGCUUCACUAUUAAUGCAUGCGCCGGCGACACCUCUCCAACCAGCAGAGACAGCAAGCCAGCCGACCUCCAGAGAGGGAGGGGGAAGGUCCUCUACUUUGUCAAUCUCCUCCUCAUAGAUCACAGGUCUGUCCUCAGCCAGGGUCCCUACACUCUGCACAUGUGGUCCUACCCGGAUCUGGAAGAUGGAGCCAUCACCUACCAAGCAGACAAACUGUCCUCUGCUACUAACCCCCAUAUAGAUGAGUCCAUGGCCAUCAGCUUCCUCCUGGAUCGCUACAGCUUCCCCGUGGUUCUCCCAAACACCUUUAGACACAGCGAUAGCUCUGGCAGUCCCACCUCAGGCCUUUUCCCUCAUAAAUCCACCGCCAGCACCGGCUCUCUUUUCCCUCAGGGGACAUUUCCUUUAGAGACGGACAGCGUGACUCGGAGGUCCCCAUCGCCAGUCUUUAACACCAAGGGCGACCACCUCAGGAGGUUUAGAGAGGAGAGUGUCCAGUAUGCCUCGAACCUCCCCCACUUCUUACGCGAUAUUAAUUGGUUAGAUCGCAAAAUGGUGGAGGACGUGCACUGGCUCCUGGGACUGUGGGAUCCUGGGGAGCUGGAUGUGCACGUGGCGCUGGAGCUGCUGAGUACGGAUUUCCCUGAUGAGAUUGUCAGGAAACUUGCAGUGCGGAGGCUGGAGAGUCUGCCCAAUGAUGAUGUGCUCAAGUAUUUGCUGCAGCUGGUGCAGACGCUGAAAGUGGAGCCGUACCACGACAGUUUUCUGGCUCGGUACCUCAUUCAACGAGCUCUGCGGAGCAAAAGAAUCGGCCACUUCUUCUUCUGGUAUGUGCGCAGUGAGGUUGCAGGGUGUCCCUACUUCCGCCAACGCAUGGCGGUGAUUCUGGAGGCCUACCUCCUGGGAUGCGGUCAGAACAUGAUCGACAGCUUCACCAAGCAGGUCCAAGCCGUGGAGGCCCUGCAGGAAGUCGCCAUGGUCAUCAAGAGGCUUUACCCAGACAAAACAGAUCUCCCUUCCUCAGCUCCACAAAGGCUGCAGGAGCUCCUCAGGAACAGCAAUCUGCCCAAUGAAUUCCUGUUGCCCUUUGACCCCCGCAUCAAGGCUGGAGUCCUGCUGCUGGACAGAUGCAAAGUGAUGGCCUCGAAGAAGAAGCCUCUCUGGCUGGAGUUUUCACCGAUGCCAUCCCCCACCUCCAACACACCAGUAGGGAUCAUCUUCAAAGAGGGAGACGACCUGAGGCAGGACAUGCUAGUUAUCCAGACCCUGGUGGUGAUGGAGUCCAUAUGGCAGGAGAAAUCUCUGGACCUCAACCUCAUUCCAUAUGGAUGCAUCUCCACCGGACACAACAUUGGAAUGAUUGAAAUCGUGAGGAAUGCAGCCACCAUUGCCGCUGUUCAGAGAAGCCUGGGCGGAACGACUGCCACCUUCAGGAAUGACGCUCUGUUCGAGUGGCUCAGGUCCAAGUGUCCCCUGCAGGAAAUACACUACAAGGCCGUGGAGCGGUUUGUGAAGUCCUGCGCAGGAUACUGCGUGGCCACCUACGUCCUGGGGAUAGGAGACAGACACAAUGACAACAUCAUGAUCACAGACCAGGGAAACCUCUUCCACAUCGACUUCGGUCACAUUCUGGGUAACAGGAAGCUCUUCCUUGGAGUGAGCAGGGAGCGUGCACCGUUUGUCCUCACCCCCGACUUCCUGUACGUGAUGGGCAGGGUCAAAGGUCGAAACAGCCUCUACUUUCAGCGCUUCAGGGAAACCUGCUCCGAGGCGUACCUCUUACUGCGCUCCCACUCCCGUCUGCUCAUCACUCUUUUUUCCCUGAUGCUGCUCACGGGCAUCCCGGAGCUGAGCGCUGCCGAAGACAUGCGCUACCUGCGGGAGGCGCUGCAGGAGGACCAGAGUGAAGGCCAGGCCAAGGCGCAUUUUCUGGAAAAGAUUUCAGAGUGUGAAAAUCUGGGCUGGACGGUGCAGGCCAACUGGUGGAUCCACAUGGUGGCCGGCAUCAAGUAGCCUGGCCAGGAGGAGGAGAAACAGAACAUCUGAUUGGUUUCCAGAGUUUUCUUUGAUGCAGUUGUUCUCCCACUUUACCCGCUUGUUUCAUCAUACAGGAAUGCAUGUUUAUCAGCGCCAUGUCUAACUGGUGUGGCUGGUUUAUUCAUCAUCAUGUAACUCAUUAAUAAAUUCCUAGGUAAAUAGGUUUUCUCUCUUCUCUUUGUGCUCUCAGGAAAGAUGUUUAUGAUGACCAGCCUGCACAUCUAUUUCUACGUAUCUAUCUUCUUGACCAUCAGAUAUUUUGUUUGUUUUAGUGUUUUCUGUGUUUCGUUAGCGAGCGUCCACAGCUCUGCAUUCUCACCCUCUCUGUGAUUAACUGUUGUCACUGUGGCUAUCAGCCUGAGAAGAUGAGACGUGUUUUAUGUAAACUUUGAUGGUCAGAGUUAAAAAACGAAAAUUAAAAAUAAAAGGCCAAUAAAACCAAACAGGCAAUGAUCAUUAACCUUUGGCUGAUCAGGCUGUUACUGUGAGAACUUCAGGCUAACCCAAGAAAAGCUCCACAAGAACAAUGUCCAUGUCUGGUCCCGCAUGGAGUCUCUGUCAAAUAUUAAAGGUAUAGAAGUAUUCUAUUAUUCAAAGUAAUGCAAGUAUUUGUGAAAAAGGAUCGUCUUGUUUUUUUAUUUUUAAUUCCUUCUCUGAUUCUGAUGUAACUCAACAACUGGGAUUAAUAAAGAAUCUGCCUGCC